Mizuhopecten yessoensis (Yesso scallop) is the source of this 794-nucleotide messenger RNA. Its product is annotated as histone H2A.V. Lineage: Eukaryota; Metazoa; Mollusca; Bivalvia; Pectinida; Pectinidae. The transcript has 5 exons. Gene Ontology annotation, molecular function: protein heterodimerization activity; DNA binding; structural constituent of chromatin. Gene Ontology annotation, cellular component: nucleosome. The record is from RefSeq and is a predicted model, not a curated record. Bases 107 to 493 code for a protein of 128 amino acids.
AUUGGCUGAUAGCGUCACGUGACUUUCUGUGUAUACGCUGUAAUUUGGCGGUAUUACAGACUAAGCGUCAGUCGGUCAACAGUACGAGUGAAGGAUUUGAAGAAAGAUGGCAGGAGGCAAAGCAGGAAAAGACUCUGGAAAGGCGAAGGCAAAGGCAGUGUCCCGUUCUGCAAGGGCUGGACUCCAGUUCCCCGUUGGUCGUAUCCACAGACAUUUGAAAAACAGAACAACAAGCCAUGGUCGCGUUGGUGCAACAGCCGCCGUGUACAGUGCUGCAAUUUUGGAAUACUUGACCGCUGAAGUACUGGAAUUGGCUGGAAAUGCUAGUAAAGAUUUAAAAGUAAAGCGUAUCACACCUCGUCACUUGCAAUUGGCCAUUCGUGGAGAUGAAGAGUUGGAUUCCCUUAUCAAAGCUACAAUUGCUGGUGGUGGUGUCAUUCCUCACAUCCACAAAUCUCUCAUUGGAAAGAAGGGAUCACAGAAACCUACGUAAAAUGUUUGGAACUUGCUGUAUGUUUGCCGUCUAGUGUAUUAGAUCAUCGUGUCAAGUGUGAACCAUCAAACUUCACGAAUGGAAGAUCAAUUCAUUUCUCAUUUGACUUCAUCAUCAAGCCAUUGGAUUUUAACCCAUGCAUUGCCAGUCUGGAAAAAUUUCAUUUUGAUUUCUCAUGUAAUAAAAGAACAUGUGCACUUUUCUUGGGCAGCUGUUGACUGACCAGUUGUGAUGUAUCCUUGUCUGUGCAAGUGGAUUUAUAAAUGACAGAAAAAACGUAUGGAAGCAGAUCAAUUGGGAA